This is a messenger RNA of Magnusiomyces paraingens, 1116 nucleotides long. RefSeq lists its product as uncharacterized. Gene Ontology annotation, cellular component: nucleolus. The transcript is spliced from 2 exons. The record is from RefSeq and is a predicted model, not a curated record. Lineage: Eukaryota; Fungi; Ascomycota; Dipodascomycetes; Dipodascales; Dipodascaceae. Gene Ontology annotation, molecular function: protein binding. The coding region runs from base 1 to 1116 and encodes 371 amino acids. Gene Ontology annotation, biological process: rRNA processing; positive regulation of transcription by RNA polymerase I.
AUGGGUCGCGUUUUAUUCACCCAAAAACAAGACGAUUUUUUAUUUGCAUUAUCGUUCCAUCCAUCUGAACCUUUUUUUGUAAAGGGCUUUUCAGAUGGAACAGUAACUGCUUGCUCCUAUGAUUACAAGGGCGAAAUUAACAAUAUUUGGACCACCAAGAGACACAAGGGCAGUUGUCGAGCACUCACAUAUGAUCACGAAGGAAAAUUUGUUUUUUCGGUCGGCCUUGAUCGCGUUCUUAAAAAAGCAAACGCGACCGAUGGUAUAGUCAAGAUUAAAAAUUCUUCAACUAUAGACUCUGAUCCUGCUUGUAUUUCCGUCAAUGAUACCUAUGUUGCAAUCGGAACAGAUGAAGGUGGUGUUUACAUCUUUAACCAAUCUGAUCUGUCACUCGUCAAACACUUUGCAGAUGUCCAUAAUGACAAUGUGGCUGGUCUUUUCCCACUGCCUGUCAAAAAUGAAUAUACCUUUAUCUCAUGUGGAUCCACCACCGUUUCUAAUAUUGAUCUGCGCAAAGAUAAACCAGUCUCUGAAAGUGAAGACCAAGAAGAUGAUAUCCUAUGUGGCUGCCUGAGCAAUGAAACAACCCCAGUGUUUGGCAUGUCCACAGGCGUUGUAACCGUUUGGAACCAGGUCUUAGAAGACCAGCAACACCGUAUUAGAUUAUCCAAAGAUAGUGUAGACUGUUUACUUCCAGGUGAACUUGAUGACAUUGUGGUUGCCGGGUGUGGUGAUGGUGUGGCCUACAAGGUUAACACACGUAGCUCACUGGUGCUUAAAAAAUAUAACCACGGAGGGGACGGAGUAAGCAUAUUGGAAAUGGACUACCAGUACCAUUUAGUUACUGCCGACAUGGAUUCAAUUAAAGUGUGGAUGACCGAUGAGGAAGAAAAAAAGGCGGAUAAAGAAGAAGGUAAAACCACUGUUACUAAUACCAAACGACCAAUUGAAAAUAACGAUAGCGAUUGGGAAAGCAUGGAAGAAGAAGAAGAAGAAGAAGAAGAAAAGAAAAAGGCAGAAAAACAAACCAGAAAGAAACGGAAAAGAGGCAAGGCUUCGGCAAAAAGUAAAGUUCACAAUAGUAGACCUGCUAUUUCUUCAUUUGACGGAUUAUAA